UUAUUUUUGUCUUCUCAUGUUGAUUCACCCAACCCUGUGUCGCUCGCACUUUUUCAUUACGAAGGAGGGAGGGAGGGUUUUAGUGAUUGCGUCAAUACCCAAUAUAGACACACACGUUCAUUCACAAGUGUGCAUACACAGAGAGAGAGAUAGAGAUAGAGAGGUGACAGUGAAGGCAAACAAAGAUGGGAGCGAAGAAGGGAGGACACAGAGAUGAAGCAGAAGAGGAUCUUGCUCGAGAUCCAUUGCAAGCUAUCUUAUUAGCCGACAGUUUCGCCCAAAAGUUUCGCCCUAUUACUCUCGAACGCCCCAAAGUGCUGUUACCGAUAGUCAAUGUUCCGAUGAUAGAUUACACCCUGGCCUGGCUUGAAUCUGCUGGAGUUGAAGAAGUUUUUGUUUUCUGUUGUGCUCAUGUAAGACAAGUUACUGAUUAUUUGGAGACAACCAAGUGGCUUACCCAACCAAAUUUUAAGGUCUCGACAAUAGAAUCACACAACUGUGUCAGUGCAGGAGAUGCUUUGCGUGUGAUAUAUGAAAAAAAUGUGAUACGCGGUGAUUUCAUUCUUAUCAGUGGAGACACGGUAAGCAACAUGUCGCUUACUGAGGUACUUCAAGAACAUAAGGAGAGGCGGAGAAAGGACAGCAAUGCAGUUAUGACAAUGGUUAUAAAAAAGUCGAAGCCUUCAGCAAUCACACACCAAUCUAGGCUAGGAACUGAUGAGCUAAUUAUGGCGAUUGAUCCUGAUACAAAGCAGCUUCUUUAUUAUGAAGAUAAGGUAGAGCAUCUUAAAGGGAUCACCCUUGACAAGGCAAUGCUUUCUGAGAAUGCUUCAGUAUCUCUCUACAAUGACAAACAGGAUUGCUAUAUAGACAUCUGCAGUCCAGAAGUUCUCAUUCUUUUCAAUGACAAUUUUGACUAUCAGCAUAUACGUCGUCAUUUCCUCAAGGGAUUGCUUCAAGAUGAUAUUAUGGGUUACAAAAUUUUUACCUAUGAAAUUCGUUCAAGCUAUGCUGCUAGAAUUGAUAAUUAUCGAAGCUAUGAUGCUAUUAGCAAGGACAUAAUUCAGAGGUGGACUUAUCCUUUGGUACCAGAUGUGCAGUUUUUUAAAAAUUCAGCAACAAAACUUGAAAGACAGGGCAUGUACCGGGCUUCUGAGGUAGGACAAUCACGUUCUGCACAGAUUGGUCCUUCUACUGUAAUUGGAAAUGGCACUACUAUUGGGAAUAAAACUGCAAUUUCUAAUUCAGUUGUUGGGGAAGGUUGUUGUAUUGGAUCCAAUGUUACCAUAGAGGGUUGCUACAUAUGGCAUAAUGUUACUAUUGAAGAUGGCUGCAAACUAAAGCAUGCAAUAAUAUGUGAUGGGGUUAUAUUAAAAGCUGGAGCAGUUUUGGAGCCUGGUGUUGUUCUUUCUUUCAAGGUUGUCAUUGGGGAGCAGUUUGUUGUUCCUGCUUACUCUAAAGUGUCUUUGUUAAGGCAGCCGAUCAACCAAGACAGUGACGAGGAGCUGGAAUACGCAGAUGAUAGCAGUGGGGUAGCUGAGCAUUCACCCAUAGCUAAUGGCGCAAUCAGGAAUGAUUCAUCUGAGAUGGAUGCUUGUACUACAUCGGAGGUUGGUACCAAUGGGGUCGGCUUCAUUUGGUCACUUAAUGAAGCGGCCCUUGAAGAAGAAUGGAGACACUCGGUGGCACCAAUACCUGCUGAUAAACUUGCUGCAAUAAUGCUAGCUGCAAAUGGUGAUCCUGAUUUAUUAACUCAUGAUGAGAAUAUUCUUCCACCUUCAGGGGAGUUGGAACCUGAAUCUGUGACUAAUGAUUCUGAUACGGAUGUUAACGAUGAAGCUACAUAUUUUGAGAAAGAGGUUGAAGCAACUUUCCUUAGAGCUGUGGAGGAAGACGUAAAAAACGAUCAUAUCAUUUUAGAAGUAAACUCACUGAGGUUGUCAUACAACAUGACUGCUCUAGACUGUGCCAGUGCUUUAUUUUAUUCAGUGAUGAAACUGGCACUAGAUAUGCAGCAUAAUACAGCUAGUGAACUUUUUACAAAUGUUGCCAAAGUUUUGGCCAAGUGGAAAACGCUUCUAAAGUCGUACCUGUUAACCAUAGAUGAGGAGAUUGAAGUAAUAAUGAAAUUUGAAGAUAUUUGCAUGGGUUCAGCCAGGGAAUAUGCCGUGUUGUUUGAACAGAUUUUGCAUCUUCUGUAUGACAAAGAAAUUAUACAAGAAGAGGCCAUUCUAAGCUGGGCAUCCGAGAAAGAAGAAGCAGAGGAAUCUGAUAAAGUUUUCGUCAAAAAAUGCGAAAAAUUCAUCCGAUGGCUUAAUGAGGCAUCUGAAGAGGAAGAGGAAGACGAAGACGAGUAGAUCCCCUGGUACAGUCAUUUGUGCAUCAUUUCACUUUUGUUUUUGUGGAAUAUGAAGAACUCAUCUGUGUACCAUUAGUCCGGCUUUUGUAUAUUUGGUGGCCCUGUCCUGUCUCUAGGUCUGCCUGAGAUAUUUAUCCACUCCUCGCAUAGAUAGUUAACAGAUGAACUCGAAGUUCGUUGUUCCAUUUUUUGCUCAGUUAGAAGAUGUUGUGGUUUGACGGAAAUGUAAUGCAAGAUUAUUGCCUGCAAAUUAUAAUAUAAAUAGAAGUGGAAAAAAAUUUAAUCUGUA
This is a messenger RNA of Daucus carota subsp. sativus, 2648 nucleotides long. RefSeq lists its product as uncharacterized. The record is from RefSeq and is a predicted model, not a curated record. Gene Ontology annotation, molecular function: translation initiation factor activity; translation initiation factor binding; guanyl-nucleotide exchange factor activity. Gene Ontology annotation, biological process: biosynthetic process. The transcript is spliced from 15 exons. The coding region runs from base 186 to 2357 and encodes 723 amino acids. Gene Ontology annotation, cellular component: eukaryotic translation initiation factor 2B complex. Lineage: Eukaryota; Viridiplantae; Streptophyta; Magnoliopsida; Apiales; Apiaceae.